Molecule: messenger RNA, 3500 nt
Organism: Cherax quadricarinatus
Lineage: Eukaryota; Metazoa; Arthropoda; Malacostraca; Decapoda; Parastacidae
Source: RefSeq, a predicted model, not a curated record
AUGAUGUGUUGAGUACCUGUAUAUCUCUUAUUGCGACCUGCCUCUCUCCUGGCCUGACCUGAGCCUCGGUAGCUCCUACUCCUCAGAACUUGGGGACCGGACUGAAAAGAACAAAGUCAGAACAAGCAGUACACCAGUAGCAUAGUUUCCAAAGAUUACAUGUGAUGAGGAGGCUGUAUGUGGGAGUGAGGGCGGUGUGCGUCGUAUCUGUGAGUGACGUCCGUCUUGUGUCGUGACACCGGAAGUGGUAGUGUAGUCGUGAGACCAGGUGAGAGUGGCAGUGAAGGACAUUACAACGCCACCAACACGAAUUGCUGCUGUCAAUUGCAGCCACAGUUUCCUUUCACGGUUGCCUCCCACAACAGGAGCCGCCAGUUUCAGCCGCCAGUGUUGAAGAAUAAACUUGAAUUGAAUUGUUGGUUGUGGGCGGAGGAUGGGCGGGUGGUUCCGCUCCGCCUUCCGUGUGUAUACUUCGUGGGAGCGGCGGCGGCGAGUGGCCGCCCUGCCGCCCACCUUCCUACAGGCCGCCCUCUCCAGUGGGUGGCGGCCAUUACGGACUCGGCCACCCCUAUGUGGGCGACUUCUCAUUGGUAUAACACUGGUGGUGGUGGUGUUGCUGCCGUGGGCGGCGCGGACAGAGAAGCAGGGUGCCCACCUGGCGGGCGUGGGCAUGAUAAGUGCCCUCACAGCCUCUGUGGUGUGUCUUUGUGGCUGUUUGGCCAAGAUGGCCGACCAGCAUCAUGUCGGGAUCUCAGGAGAGGCAGCAGGAGGAAGCAGCAGCAGCAGCAGCAGCAGCAGACUCGACAGCAGAUGGUUGGUGUUCGCACGACGGGUGGUGCUGAGGAUAAAACGGCGCAUCCUGGGGUUCGAAACACUCUAUAUGAAGAUGAAAGUAACGUCCAUCUUGGUUAAUCAGCUUGUGUUCUUCAGUAUGUGUGACCGUGUCCUCAUGACGAACCAGCGAUUAUCGAGUUUGUACACUCUGCUGUUCUUCAACGUGGUGGCUUACUCUGUUUCCUACGUCAAGGAGCUGGUGGAACGGGAGGACUGGUCUUUGUACGUGAACAUUGCAAGGACGUCCACUGUACGUCAUCUAGCCCUCUCUGCCACCAAGAUCGUACUCGAGUGGACUAAGGCCAUCACUUUCAUCAUCACCGUCGUCUUCAUGCUCCUCGUCUUUGGCUUGGAAAAGGGCCUCAAGAACUACUCUCCGACCACAGGUUACCUCCUUGUCACCGGCAUCUACUUUAUUUCCACCGAGAAAGUCUUCACUGACAUGUUCGCAACUUGGCUGGACAAUAGAAAGUUUGAAUACUUUGAAAGCAUGGAGAGUUUCUACUGUCCGGCAAUUCUCAUAUCCUUUCAUAUCUUUUUAUCAUCAAUAAUUACUGUUAUUUGCGUCUUUACCGGCAAUUUACGACUCAUCUUCCUCUCUAGCUUCACAAACAUCCGCAUUAAGUAUCGGGAGCUAAGGGAGGGGUAUUUAGAGCCUUUGAAGAAGGAACUAUCAACACUGGCAGGGUAUCGCGUUGCCAGUCGCUGCGAGGUGAGGGACCAUGAUGAUGUAUGCGCCAUCUGUCUCACACACAUGUCAUGCGCUCGCAUAACACAGUGCCAACACUUCUUCCAUGCUGAUUGUUUACGUCGGUGUCUCAAGGAAUCUCACAAGUGCCCUAUAUGUCAGUAUAAUAUCUCAUUUUCUUAGUUACAGUUAACCCAACAAGCAGUAUCCUUGUCUGUGAUAGUUAAAUUGAAGUGUUUCAGAUAUGAUAGCAUUGGUUUGAUUUGAUAACUAAGUUAUGCGUUUCCUAUAGUCGGAAAAAAAUUCCUGAUAAUACUAUAUAUGUAUUAUUACAGCUAAAGAAUUUUUAUUUUUUUUAGUAUUUGUGCACAAAAAUGUCUCUAAAUUCUUUGAUAAUUUUAGUCAUGUCCAUAAUAAUGCAAGAUGUGAGAACAGUUCUGACGGCGUUUUAAAAAAAUGAUUAAAUAUGAUAAGUACUUGAGUCAAGCUCAUACUUUUUGUCAAGUAUUGUUUAAAUGUUAACAAGAUGGAAUCUAUACAUAAUAGAGUCUGACUUCAACACACAUGAUUUUGUUAUAUGUAUGCCUGGCUUCGUACAGACAGAUUAUGCUCAUGCCUUUACAAAUUUUAUAGCCAUUAGAGAUUAUAUAUUCACACACAUUAAGAGGAUAAAUUUGGACGUAAAUAUACGCUUAAGUGCAAGGUAUAAAAUAUAUAACAAACAAGUCUACCUAGGCUAGCUGUGCAAACCCUACUUUGUAUGGUUACGUUAUUAUUAUUAUGGGAAAGAGUUAACAUGUCUGGGAAAUGAGAGGAAAUCAGAUUUGAUCCAAGGAAAGGAAAAUUAACUCGCAUGAAGGCACCCAAACUUUGAAAGUACCAUCGUUUUGUGUGAGGGAUGGUGCUUUCAGCCUGCACAAGCGGAUGUAUAUUUGGUGAGAAGGAAUGCUAGGUGUUUUCUAAACAAACCUUGUGUAGAGCUCAAAGUUUCUUUGCAGUAUGGACAAUAGUGUCUUCUCUGGUAUAGGGAAGUGCUGCUGUUAUCAUCUUCGGUAUAGAUUAUGAAUCUCACUCUCAUUCUGAGUUUUUUUUCGCCAUGUUUUCCUUUAACAAAUGGAGUUUGAAUUGCUUUUCUUUAAGGGUUAUCGUAGGUUUGAAUGAGGGUUAUGAUUCCAGUAAGGGAAACAGUUUUAGUGGCUGUCUCUAGAACACUGUUCAAUUCUUUUCGCAUGCUAAGUGCUUUAGUUGACCGAGUUGUUCGAAUGUGAUCCUUGUGGCCUUGCUAUGCUUUUCUUCAAGCCCUCCAAACCAAGUAGCAUUCGUGGUUACAAUUAUAACCAAAAUUUUAAAAGGGGUGGACUAGUAAACCAGCGGAAGACCUCGGUUAGAUGACCAAAAGCUCCAGCUACGGGUCAUCAUAUGACUAAGAUCCGCGUCAGGAAACACUUUUCCUGUUUCUUGACCACCCUUACCUAACCUCCAAACCUUGUAGCUUGUUUCUGUUUUAAAAUAUUAUUUAUCAUUACUGAAGACACACUUAAAUAUUUUUCUUAUAGUCCCUUAGGAAUAUGAAUAAACGAAUGUAUAUCAGUAGCGAACUUACCACAAAUGUACAUAAGUAGAAAAUUUAUCACAGAUGUAUACGGAAAGACCUUGCCACAAAUAUAUAUCGGUAGAGAGCCCACUAGAAAUGUAUAUCAGGAGGGAACUUAACAGCCAUAUUUAUAUAGAUAUGCACCCGCUUUCUAUAUACAGAAUUGUACCGACAGUUUAUAUAGGCCUGUAUAACCGGUAUUCAUACAGAAAUCCACAACAAAUACUACCAGCAUGUAGAUCUUUCUACGGCUGAGAUUUGUAUAUAAAUGUGUAGAUAUUUGUGGUUACCCAGGAAGCUAUCUUGACACUUAUCCCGACGCUUGUCAGUAACCGAUUCUCAAUAAUUAAAAUGUUAUAUGUACAUAAAACCUGCCCUUUGAAA